UUUUGUUUUUUCAGUAUGGACUUCACAAUUCAGUGUGAAAUACCCACUGAACUGGAAGUAAAAGACACUAAUUUGAAUCGUAUGGAUAUUAAAAUAGACAAGGAAGUAUUCUAUUUGGAGAAAACUUUUACGUUCCUGCCAAAUCCAACAAUUGAAGAUUUUUCACCACGUAAAGGAACUGUGAGUGGUGGCACAGGAAUAACCAUUAGAGGAAAGAAUUUGACAAAUGCAAAUGUUGGUAGAAUUGAAACAACGUAUAAGGGUGAAUCUAAGGUAGAAUACUGCAAUAUAUCAUCAUCUACAGAAAUGUUAUGUAAAGCUCCAGAAGCUCCAAAAUCUGUGAAAUCGGCAAUCACUAACAUGAUCAACUCGAGACGACGGAAAAGAUCGGAUUGUAGCGCUUGCAUAAAGGUCAUCGUGAAGGUUUACCUUGAUGGCUAUAGCAAAGCUUUUGAUAUUACGUAUUAUCGAGAUCCAUCCUUGUAUAAAUUUGAGGACAAAAAUAAUGUGCAUCUCUUUGACAAUGAUCAACAAAAGCUCACUAUAAAGGGAGCAUAUAUAAAUCUUGUUGCAAAAGAGUCAGAUGUUAAUAUUACUAUUGGACUGGAAAGCUGCUCUGUGUUUGAACUGCGGGCAGAUUCUAUCACAUGUUUAGCACCUAAAGAUCAACCUGCCUCAGGCAGAAAAAACGUCCCUCAUCCCGAAGUCAAUGUGACGAUUGGAAAUUACUUUGAGAAUGUUGGUUACUUAGAGUAUGUGAGGGAGACAGAAAUGCUAUUUAUAAUACUUGGUGCUGUAGUUGGUGGAGUUUUUGCUUUAGCUAUUAUAGGCAUUAUUGUUGGAUGCUACAAAUACAGGAAAGUUGGGAAAAGGGCAAGGGCAAUUGAAAAGAACUUGUCUGACAUGGAGAUGGAGAUUAAACGAGUAGCAAGGGAAGAGUUUUUGGACAUGCACACGACCAUGUCUUCGGUGAACAAGAACCUGGUGGAGCAAGGUUUCCCGUACCACCCUUAUCAACAGUUUGCGUGUAAUGUGAUGUUCUCUGUAGAUUAUCUUUGGACAGAACCGGUUGUAAGUAACGGCAAGAUGACAGAUGAUGAGCGUUUGAAAGCUAAUCGUGGAAUGGAGUCGUUAGAAUCGUUAAUCUACAACAAAUUCUUCCUUGUCUCCGUAAUUUCCACGAUGGAAAACGAGAAACGAUUCUUCAUACGAGAGAAAUCAAACUUGGCUGGAAACCUGUGUGCAGUGUUAAUGGGUAGAAUGGAUUAUCUUGAUGAGAUAUUAAAAUUGUUGAUGAAUAAUUUGGUACAAGAUUCUCCAGCAAGAAAACACAAGGCACUCUUCAGAAGGUGUGAGAGUAUAACGGAAAAACUGUUAAGUAACUGGCUGUCACUGUGCCUGUACCCACAUGUCAAGAGCCAUUCUGGUUCCCCUCUGUACCUUCUCUACAUGGCUACACAGAAAACAAUGGAGUCCGGCCCCAUAGAUGCUGUGACAGGUGAUGCCAAAUACACAUUGUCUGAGGAAAAACUGCUGAAGAAAUGGAGCUCCUCCAUGGACGAGGACAAUGAUCAAGACCUUAAGUUUGAGGCCAAAACAUUGACACUGAACGUGGUAGUUGACAAUGGUGAUGAAAUUUUCAAAUGCAAAGUUCUAGACUGUGACACAAUUUCUCAGGUGAAAAACAAAUGCCUGAAUCAAAUAUAUGUGAACUUUCCUGCCUCUAAACUUCCUGUUGGAGCCAAUGAUCUGGAAUUGGAAUGGCAUGAGGGAUUUGGAGGGACAUUAAAGUUACGUGAUGAAGACAACACAUCAAAACGUGAAGGUAAAUGGGUACGAUUUAACACGUUAGCACAUUACAACGUGAAGGAUGAGAGCAACAUGGCACUGAUAGAUCCCCAUAGUGCUGACAACAACCUAGAGGACUACGUGAAUUUAGCCAAUAUCAAUAUGGAUGGGGUGUGUGACGGGAGCAUUGAUUCUUCACAGCCCCUCACUUUACAUGAUCCAGAAAAUCCACAUGAAUGUGAACAGUGGCACUUGGUAAGUCAUUUCUUUCUAGCUGACCAGAUCUGGGCUGUUCAAUGAAACAUAAUAUCCUAAUUUAAUGAAAAU
This is a messenger RNA of Ruditapes philippinarum (Manila clam), 2115 nucleotides long. Its product is annotated as plexin-B1-like. The transcript is spliced from 15 exons. Gene Ontology annotation, cellular component: semaphorin receptor complex. Gene Ontology annotation, biological process: positive regulation of axonogenesis; semaphorin-plexin signaling pathway involved in axon guidance; negative regulation of cell adhesion. The record is from RefSeq and is a predicted model, not a curated record. NCBI's taxonomy places the organism in Eukaryota, Metazoa, Mollusca, Bivalvia, Venerida, Veneridae. Gene Ontology annotation, molecular function: semaphorin receptor activity. The coding region runs from base 16 to 2088 and encodes 690 amino acids.